Diatraea saccharalis (sugarcane borer) is the source of this 2517-nucleotide messenger RNA. The record is from the annotation of a GenBank genome assembly. NCBI's taxonomy places the organism in Eukaryota, Metazoa, Arthropoda, Insecta, Lepidoptera, Crambidae.
GUGUAGACCUUUAGAUAUUUACUGUUUUUCUUUUUCAUCAGGUGCUCUAGUUGGCGGCAUUCUGGGUGGCAUGGCGAUGAGAUUAGGCAGAAGAACAGUACUAAUAGCGGCGGCUUUGCCUUAUUCGCUGGUUUGGCUAGUGACGGCGCUGUCCACCGGCGUCGAUAUGUUGGCGGCUACGUCAUUCUGCGGCGGUCUGCUUCUAUGUUCGAUGACUAUGAUCACGCAGGUGUAUGUCACUGAAAUCGCAGUUCCAGAAAUCCGUGGAUGUCUCAGCUCAGUCCUCAAGAUCCUCAGCCAGAUCGGGAUCCUCAUCGCAUUCUCGCUGGGUGCUUACCUCAACUGGUACCAGCUCGCUUUGGUCGUAGCGGCCGCACCUGUAAUGCUAUUCUUCGCACUACUGUUCGUUCCUGAAACUCCAUCCUCUUUGCUCCUAAGAGGACGGGAACAAGAGGCGGAAAAAUCACUCCAAUGGCUCAGAGGCCCCGAUGCGGACAUCAGACAAGAGCUAGCGACUAUACGCACCAAUAUUCUAGCCAGCAAGCAGUACAGCGACGGUAGAACGUGCAAAUUACAAGCCCUUCUAUCAAAAAGGUUGACUAGACCAGUUUUGAUUACUUGCGGGCUGAUGUUCUUCCAGAGAUUCACUGGAGCUCACGUUUUUAAUUUCUACGCAGUGUCGAUGUUCAAGAAGACCUUUAGGAUGAUGAAUCCGCACGGAGGAGCCAUAGCCACGAGUGUCGUGCAAUUAUUAGCCUCAUGUUUAUCCGGCAUGCUCAUAGAUAACGUGGGUAGACUACCUCUUUUGAUGAUCAGCGGAGUUAUGAUGUCCAUUGCUUUAGCCGGCUUCGGAUCUUACGCUUACUACGAAGAAGUCAUAAGAAGUUCGACGAAUUUAUCUCACGACGCCGGAGCGUACGAUUGGAUUCCUUUAGUGUGCGUGUUGACCUUUACGAUAGCUUUCUCGUUAGGUAUCAGUCCAAUAUCAGCACUCCUGAUUGGAGAAUUGUUCCCUUUAGAAUACAGAAGUUUAGGUAGCGCAUUGGCUACCAGUUUCAGUCAUCUUUGCGGUUUUGUUAAUGUGAAAACUGCGGCGGAUUUCCAGGACCAUAUAGGUUUAUAUGGUCUCUUUUGGAUGUACGCUGGUAUAUCAGUUCUGUGUCUGCUAUUCGUGGUGCUAUUUGUACCAGAAACGAAAGGUCGUGAAAUUGAUGAAAUGGACCCCAAGUAUGUAGAGUCGCUGUGUAUUAAUCGAUAGUAUUAAUAUGUGGUAAAUAAAUGUUGGAUUUUAUCUGUGGCAGCUUGGGAGUCUAUUAUAUGCGUCCAGUAUUAUAUAUUUGUAGUGAUAUAAAGUGCCUUAUUGGAAUCAUUUGAAAUGGUAUCAUCAAACAAAAUGUCACAAAGUUUUUUUUUUUGUAAAUCCUUUUUGUGCGUUUGAGAUGUUGUACAUGUAUUUAUUUGGAUAAUAUUUGGUGGAUCGACAUUCGGUAGGAUGUUUAAGUGCCAAAUGUAAUAUUUUAUGUCUUCCAUAGUUAUUCUUUACAUAUAUAUAUUUUAGGGUAGUCAUCGACAAAUCUGGACAGUCCAAAAGUUCCUCGAGUUUAGACUUUUCUCUAUGAUUUGAUUAUUUACUAUUUGACAGUACAGAAAUUAGAAUUUGGUAAUUUUAAUUAAAUUAGCGUUUUCUAAUAGGAAACCUUUGUGUUACAAAUAACUUUAUCAACUAAAGCCAAAGCAUAUUAAUAAAUAAUAGUUCUCAUUUCUUUUUUGAAUAGAAUGUUAGGAAAAACAAGAUCAAUAUGAGAUAUUUAACAUAAGCUCAUGUAGCAAAUAUUUAAAAGAGAAAAAGGUCUAAAUUGUAGUUCGACUCAAUUUUUUGAGUUAAUGUCUGAUUACAAGAAAUUAGUCUGAUUUUAAACUAUUUUUAAUGUUAUAUAUAAGACUAAGCAGUAUCACAAAUUGUUCAGUAUAGUCUUAGUAUUAAAAAGAUGUACUAAAGUAAAUCCUUGUAUAUUUAAUUAACUUGUCGACGUAUUUACUAAAAGAAAUUAAUAUCUAUCUAAAUUAGAUUUUUGUAACAUAAGAUUAUUAUAAUUCAUUGUUUAAUUAAGAUAUUACCUUAUAUCUUAUAUAUAAUUAAGAAACGGUAUUUCUUGAUUUUUUAUACGUAUUUGAAAAUUUUAUUAUAUACAUCCAGUGAUUUUUUUUUCGAAAUAAUUGUAACCAUUGUUGGUGCUAUUUUGGUGCCUUGCAUUUUCCAAAUAUAUAUACUAUGUAUAUUGUACUAUAUAGAUAAGUAGUUAGUGAUUUUUGUAUAUAAACCUAGUAUUAUUAAGUUUGUAAAAUUUAAUUAACAAGGUACUAUGAAGGUGUUACAAAAUAGCAUUGCCAUAAUGUUCGCUAACUUAAAUCAUAAAAUAAAUUCUUAAUUGUACUUAAGAAGUCGAAUUUAAGUUUAAAAAAUAAAAUGUUGUGAAUCUACUACCGUAUUUCAUUACAACCUUUCGUUGCGUAUAC